Messenger RNA from Acipenser ruthenus (sterlet), 7224 nucleotides. RefSeq names its product unconventional myosin-XVI-like. Gene Ontology annotation, cellular component: perinuclear region of cytoplasm; nucleoplasm; myosin complex. The record is from RefSeq and is a predicted model, not a curated record. NCBI's taxonomy places the organism in Eukaryota, Metazoa, Chordata, Actinopteri, Acipenseriformes, Acipenseridae. Gene Ontology annotation, molecular function: ATP binding; protein phosphatase binding; actin filament binding. Gene Ontology annotation, biological process: negative regulation of G1/S transition of mitotic cell cycle; neuron projection morphogenesis; phosphatidylinositol 3-kinase/protein kinase B signal transduction.
UCAUGGUUCAAGACACACAGAGGGUUAUCUCAACCCAGGCAGCCAGUGCUGCCGAAGCAGGCUGAGAGAGACACUCUAUAAGAUGCUGGAAUUCAAUCUUCUUUAAAUAAUGUAUGUCGAGGUAAACUAAAUAUCUGAAGCAGGGCUCUGAAUUAUGUAUUUCUUGGGUACAACAGUGGCAAAAGAGAAUGCUGGAACCUGUAGCCGAACAACUGUUUGAGCAGAAACAAUGUCCCAUUAUCAUUUUAUCAAAUGCUGUUGUUUUCAGCUAUGUAAUGUUUUUCGAUCUCAUGACAUGGAAAUCGACCAAUGUUUGUUGGAGUCCCUCCCGCUCGGUCAGCGCCAGCGGCUGGUGAAACGCAUGCGCUGUGACCAGAUCAAGGCCUACUAUGAGCGAGAGAAGACACUACAGAAACAAGCGGGGCACAAGUCCAAAUUGAAACAGAAGAAGAAAUAUAAGAUCCACUUUGGCUUGUCAGAAAUGAUCCAGGAUUCAAUCAUUCACCACGAUGACAAAGAAGUCCUAAGGCUGCUGAAGGAUGGAGCUGAUCCCAAUGCACUCAUUUCUUCUGGAGGCUCCCUGCUCCAUCUGUGUGCCCGAUAUGAUAAUGCCUUUGCUGCAGAGAUUCUGAUUGAGAGAGGAAUGAAUGUCAACCAGCAGGAUGAGGACUUCUGGGCUGCGCUGCAUGUGGCCUGUGCCUGUGACAAUGGGGACAUUGUACUGCUUUUGUUACUGGCUGGAGCCAAUGUGUUGCUGCAGGAUGUCAAUGGAAACAUUCCACUUGAUUAUGCUAUGGAAGGUACAGAGUCCAGUUACAUUCUUCUCAGGCAUCUGGAAGAGAAUGGCGUCGACGUCAACUCCAUGCAUCACAUGAAAACACAGCGGCCUUUAACCAUGUUGUCAGAUGUCAAGCAUCUCCUAGCAACUGCUGGAAGUGUCAACCAGAGGAACGAUGAAGGAGUAACAUUGUUACAUAUGGCUUGUGCCAGUGGCUAUAGAGACGUUGUUUCUCUAUUGUUGGAGAAUGGGGCUGAUCCUCAGAUUGCUGAUAACAACUACUGGACACCUCUCCACUUAGCAGCAAAAUAUGGACAGACCAGUAUUGUGAAUCAACUUCUGAAGCAUUUUGCAAAUCCUAAUCUUCUUAAUUGCAAUGAAGAAAAGGCCUCAGACAUUGCUGCUUCUGAGUUUAUAGAAGACAUGUUAUUGAAAGCAGAAACUACCUGGGAAGAAAGAAUAAGAGACCCAGCAACUAUGUCAUUAACACAAGAAGAGCCAUAUGAAGAAAUUAUCCAUGAUGUUUCCAUGUCAGUAAAGAAACUGAAUCCCCUCUCUCUGCCAAUCUCCAAGCAGGACAGUCUGCUCGAAAAAGACGCCAUGUUCAGAGACACUGCUGGAGGCCUGUGCAGGCAGCAAUCUCAAGACAAUGGAUGUGACAGCCCUUUGGAGAACAACACAAAUAAACUGGAACAGCUGAAGCUUAUGCCUCCUGCCCCCAACGAUGAUUUGGCAUCACUGAAUGAACUGACUGACAGCAGUUUACUCUAUGAAAUGCAGAAACGGUUUGGAAACAAUCAGAUUUAUACUUACAUUGGAAAUAUUCUUUUGCUGGUAAAUCCAUAUAAAAACCUCCAUAUUUAUUCAAGAAUGGUUAGCCAGCUUUAUAUGAGCAGCUCAGGGAGACUGUGUUCCUCACUCCCACCUCACAUCUUCUCCUCUGCUGAAAGAGCAUAUCACAUGCUGUUCCAAGAGCGUCGGCCACAGUGCUUUAUCCUCAGUGGAGAAAGCGGUUCAGGAAAGACUGAGGCCUGCAAGCACAUAGUGAAGCACCUGGCAUGUCGAUCAAGUACAAAGGGCUACUCACUGGAAUCCAAGAUUAAACAUGUAAGCUGUGUCCUCGAAGCAUUUGGCCAUGCCAAAACAAAAUGGAAUGAUUUCUCAAGUCGCUUUAUAAAAUACCUGUCACUGCAAUACUGUGAGAAGAAAAGGACACUAAUCGGAGCCAGGGUUUAUACGUAUGUCUUGGAAAAGUCACGUCUCGUUUCACAGCCACCUCAACAGAACAACUUCAAUAUCUUCUACCUGAUGAUUGAUGGCAUGUCCAGUGAGGAGAAGAGUGGUCUAUACCUCAAUAACUUACUUGCACACAGGUACCUGAGCCAAAAUGUACCCGAGGAGUCAACAGCGAAAACUCAAAACAGAGAAACAUUUGCUGGCCUGAAACAAGCUCUGAGGGUCUUGGGCUUCAACAACCUGGAGGUGGAAAACCUGUUUGUGAUCCUGUCUGCAGUUUUACACCUUGGGGACAUUCGGUUCACUGCCCUGACAGAUGUUGAGACAGCGUUUGUGUCAGACCUGCAGUUACUAGAACAAGUGGCUGGCAUGCUGAAAAUUUCAACUGAUGAACUUGGAUCAGCCUUAACAUCCGAUGUACAGUACUUCAAAGGGGACAUUAUAAUGAGAAGACACACAGUUGAAGUGGCAAAUCAUUACCGGGAUCUCCUAGCAAAGUCACUGUAUAAUCGUCUCUUCAGCUUUUUAGUGAACAGCAUCAACAACUACCUCCAGAGUCAGGACGACAGUAACGGAGACCCUGCCCUUGAAAUUGGAAUAAUGGACAUCUUUGGGUUUGAAGAGUUUCAGAAGAACAGUUUUGAGCAGUUGUGUAUCAACAUGACUAAUGAGAAGAUUCACCAGUACAUUAUGGAGGUACUCUUUCAGCAAGAGAAGGCAGAGUGCGUGCAGGAGGGAGUCGCUAUGGAAACGCUACAUUCUCCUGGCAACCAGACUGCUGUCUUGGAUUUUUUCUUUCAGAAACCCCACGGCCUGCUAUCGGUGCUGGAUGAGGAGAGCCAGGCACUUCGACCUGCGGAACAAAACCUGUAUAAGAAGCUCCAGUCUCAGCUGGAAACGUCAAACGUGAAAGCUGUGUACCUGUCUACAAAGGAUGGAAAUGGCAACCCUGCACCAAAGGAUCAAGGGCCCUCUUUCACUGUCAUGCAUUAUGCAGGCAGGAUGACUUACGACCUCACAGGAGUACUUGAAAAGAAUAAGGAUUUACUUCCACAAAAUCUCCUUUUUGUGAUGAAAACCAGUGAAAACGUAGUCAUCCAUCAAAUGUUCCAGUCAAAGCUGACACAAACUGGUUCCCUUGUUCCUCCAUACCAUCGCCUUAAACUCAGAGGACCCAAAGCCGCUCUGCUUAUUCAGAAAAUGACUUCAGCUGCAGCGACCAAAGAACCAAAGAAAUAUAUGGACCUUAGUCUCAGUAAGCUGCUGAAAAAGAAAGGAGCAACUUCAUUUCUCCAGCGGUUGGAGCGUUGUGGUCCAGUUACCGUGGCUGUACAGCUCAGGAACUCAAUUGCUGAUAUUACUGGUAAGCUGCAGAACUGCACUCCACAUUUUGUACAGUGCAUUAAACCCAACAACUCUAAGCAGCCAGAUUCUUUUGACAAUUUCUAUGUGUCCACUCAACUGCAAUACAUUGGCGUACUGGAGAUGGUAAAGAUGAUUCGCUAUGGAUACCCAGUGAGACUGUCCUUUUCAGGUUUCUUGGCAAGGUACAAGGAUUUGGCUGACACAGUACUUGAAGACAAGAAGAAGCUGUCCUCUGAAGAGAAGUGCCGCCAUAUUCUCCACUAUUGCAAGUUGCAGGGGUGGCAGGUGGGGCACAGCAAAGUGUUUUUGAAGUACUGGCAAGCUGACAGUCUUAAUGAUCUGUGCCUUCAGCUGCAGAGGAAAAUCGUAACCUGUCAGAAAGUAGUGAGAGGGUUUAUUGCACGCAAGAAGCUGCUGCAUACAAUGAGCAUCAAGCAGCAAGAGGUCACCUCCAUGAGGAGCUUCCUGCAGAAUGUGGAAGACAAGGGACUCAGAACAUACGAUGGUUUGGUCAUCCAGAAUGCCUUGGAUAUUGCUCUGGAGAAUGACCGCAUCAGGAACGAAAUGAAUGGGGCUCAUGUGAAAGAAAAACUUGAGAACAUUAGCUCAGAGGCCGAGGGAAAUAAAAGAGCUGCAGACAAGGGUGGGAAGAUCAAUGAAGGCAGCUUUGGGGGCUGCCGGAUGCCCAAGCACUAUCAUUCCAGCUCCAUUCCCAUCCCUUUGGCUGUGGACAACUUGGUACAUUCUGCAGCUGCUACAUCAAUCAAAUCCCCUUCGCUACAAUCAGUGUUCAGCAUGGAGGAUAGCAACUGCCUACCAUCACCACGGAAACAGCCUCCUCCCAAACCAAAGAGGGACCCCAACACAAGGCUGAGUGCUUCAUAUGAAGCUGUGAGUGCAUGCUUGUCAGCUGCCUCUAAAGAAACACCCAGUGAAGAUUUUCUUUCUCUUGUUAAUGUAGCUCUGGCUAAACCACGCCCUCAUAGUGAUGACUACAGCACAAUGAAGAAGAUUCCUCCACCAAAGCCAAAAAGAAGUCCCAAUACUAAACUUAGUGGUUCUUAUGAAGAGAUUUCAGCUCCUAGACCAACUGAGGUUAAGCUGUCCUGCCUUAAGGGGGGGCACUGCCUAGGGAUGAUACAAAGGGCUGCUUCAGCAGAUGGGCCCCAGUAUGGUGUGCUCAGCUUGUACAGCUCACAGGAAGAAGAGGCUGUAUAUAUUGAAAUGGUAGGAAACGCCAGAACCAAGAGCUUAACAGGGGUGGACAGUCCUGACCAAGGGGAGUCUGUGUAUGAAGAAAUGAAGUAUUUUCUGCCAGAAGAAGAAACAACUGGUAAAAUAAAUCUGGCAAAAACAGACAAGUGUUCCCAGCAGUUGUAUGAGACCAAAAAGCUUGUAAUUGUCGAGCACUUUAACCCUGUUCCUAUAGGAAAAGUUUACUGCAAAGACGGUACUUGUGACAUUCCGCCACCUUUCCCAAACCUGCUCCCUCACCGGCCACCUCUCUUGGUCUUUCCCCCAACCCCUGUUACGUGUUCUCCUGCCUCAGAUGAAUCACCUCUAACACCAUUGGAGGUCAAGAAGCUGCCAGUUUUUGAAACCAAUCUGAACUUUCCAGUGCAGCCUGAAGGUUCCAGCCCACUGUCUCCACAGUUAGCAAGGCAUCAAAAAGGAGAAAGCGAGAGACCAACUUCUCCCAGUCUGUCCGUUUUCUAUAUAUCCAGCAAGGUCUCACCACCUCCAACACCUCCACCUCCUCCUCUUCUUCCUCUUCCUCCUCCUGGGCCUCCCCCUCCCUACAGACCCCUGUCACAUUUCCCUUUUCCCCCAGAGUUGUGCGCUUUGGCAUUAGGAAAAGUACCUCAAAAGACAAGUAACACAACAGAAUCUCCUUCAGGCUGUUCAAAGGCGCCCUACUCCCCUGUAAAGACUGCCAGGGUGGAACCAAGAAAAUCUCACUCCUGUUCUUCUUCCCCCCUACCGUUUAAUCCUGCAAAUGUCAGACCUCUGACCAGCCCCCUUGGUGAGCUGACCACUCUCUUCAGCUCAGGAAGAAGCCUCUUAAGGAAAUCCACCGCUGGACAGAAAAUAAGGGAGCCAGCAAGCAGCAACUCAAACAUCAACAUGACUUGCAGGGAGAACCACAGUGAAACAGGACCGUCGCCAGAACUUCAGGAUAAAAAUGCCAAUAACCGUGUGACUACCUUCUCUUCAUCAGCACCCAGUCCUGUUGCAGUAGAAAAUGGAAACCAGAUUUCAAAUGGUUUACCAGAGAAUUCAAAGUCUUCCAGUAGCUCAACAGCUCCAUCAGUUCAAAGACACAUAGAAGGCCAUAAUAAUCAGGUGAUCCAUCAGCUGCGUCUAUCACAAAAUGAAAGCACAGCCUUGCAUGAGUUAUUGGAGUGGAGACGGAAACUCUGCGACGAGAAGGAAGACUGGCAGAAAACCAUCCAUAAAUCAGAGCACAAGACCAAUGCACCUCCCCCUCACCCACCCUGCAAAAAAACAACUUUGGUAAAGAAGAUGUGAGAUUGAUUCUGUGACUGUCCAUGCUCCCUGGAUUAUUGGAUGCAAAAUGUGUUUUUCUUCAUGACCAAGAAGAGACUUCUAAACAACCUGGGAACCGCAAAUAUAUAUCAGGUCCUUCUGCUUGUCAGGGCUCGAAAGAUUUUUGUAGAACAAGCGCCUGGGGUGUGAAAUUCUGCUGAAAAAUACAAAACAGCAUGCUUUGGAAACAACACUACCUUCUAACAACUGAGAGCAAUCUGAAUGGAUUGUUGCACAAACCCAUCAUCAAAGUCAUGAAUGUAUCUUAAAUGUUAUUUCUGUGUGAGGACACAAGUUUAUACAUACAACUGGUAAAUACUGUCAAGUGUCUUUAAAAAAAAAAAAAAAAAAAAAAAAAAGCUGCUGGCUCAUGUAACUUACUGAUUGGUUAUGUAUUAAUAUGUACACCUAUAUGUUAAACUGGGGCAGGGGGCACAAUACGUUUUGUGUUUUGUAGGUGGGACUAUAAAACGUAUAACCAACUGGUGCUGGUUUUCUUAACUCAAUGUGCAGGGGAUACUUAGCACAGGUUACAGCUUAACUGUUGACCUCAGUGUUAUCACUUUGUAUUAACCAUUCAGGUAUGGCAUUGUGCUAUCACUUUCAGGUUCUGCUGCCCUAUAAAUAGUGUAGUUGCAGGGAAAUUCAAAAACAUAAAGUCAGAUUCAUUUCACUGGUUGCUGAGACAUUUUAACACUGUCUUUGGCACCAAGGCUAAUAACUAUUUAAAAAAUGAAUUGGAGAGCAAAACCAAUAUCCAUGUUUCAAUGAGUUUAUUUCCCAGACAGCUUUAGAUUCGUUGCUCUGUGCCAUGUGUGAUUUAUUUACUGGUGUUAUGGUUUCUAAGAUUUCUGUUGGGAACAUUUCAUAACUGAAGUAGUUUGCCUUACAGUACAGUAUUGGAGUAACAUAAUUUAUCGUCAAACUCCUUUUUGGCCUUUUUUCAAAAACGAAAAAUUAGAAGAAAUGGUGGUUACUGGUGCAUGACUUUCAGAUAGCUGGACUUAACCUUUCUCAGAUAUAAUCAAGUCCCUUUGUUUUGGGUUUUUAAUUUAAAUAAAUCUGCCCAGGAAGUUAUAUGUGGUUAUUAAGAUAAAUGGAUGGAAAAGGAGCCUACUUGACAACUAACAACUGCCUGGGUAGUUGUGGAAAUCUGGUUAAACCAUAUCAGUGUUACAGUAUAUUAACCAGAACUUCACUAAAACCAAUGUGUUACAUACAUGUAUUGACAUGCAUUUUCUUGGUAUGAAUCUGUAUUUACAUGCUUGAAUGCCCUAUAUAUAUAUAUAUAUAUAUAU